Eubalaena glacialis (North Atlantic right whale) is the source of this 3050-nucleotide messenger RNA. It is a transcript of the gene UBE2J2, whose product is annotated as ubiquitin conjugating enzyme E2 J2. The transcript is spliced from 6 exons. Lineage: Eukaryota; Metazoa; Chordata; Mammalia; Artiodactyla; Balaenidae. The coding region runs from base 825 to 1448 and encodes 207 amino acids. The record is from RefSeq and is a predicted model, not a curated record.
UCGCUUCAGCUGGGAGAAGAGCGCGUUUUUGUGGCAGAGGCCUGUCCUCCAAGCCUUCCUUGCUCUGCUGCCCCAGGGCUGCUGGGCGCUCUCAGAGCCCUGCUCACCGGCCCUUCUCGGUGUCGUCAGAUUGGGCACAGGAAUUGGGAGCAGUAACAAAUGAAGGCCACGUUCCUCGGUGUGUUCUUGGUCUGCUGACAUAGGACAACGGUAUUUUUCGAGUCAGGCGCUAUCAGGCAGCAGGGGGUAGGCGGUGUCCCAGCGUCCUGGUGGGAAGCAGUGCCUGAAGGGGCGGUUACUGACCUGCGCGCAGUGUGUCUGGUGUGGUAUUUUUGGUCAGGUCUACUUUCUUCUUUGUGCUUUUCUGUCUUUUUUGAAGAUUCGUUAGCUCAGGGACUUCCCUGGCGGUCCAGUGGUUAGGACUCCGCGCUGUCACUGCCGAGGGCCCGGGUUCAGUCCUUCAUCGGGGAACUAAGAUCCCACUAGCCGAGAGGUGCGGCCAAAAAAAAAAAAUUCAUAAGCUCAAAUGCUUCUUGACGUAGAGAUGAAGCCUCGUGUAUCUGCAUGGAGAGCAGAGUCCGUGGGGCUGGUGCUCCUGGUCUGCGGCUCCCUGCGUGUGAGGACUUUGGUGACAAUCACGGGCUGUCCCUGUCCCUCCUGCUCGAGGGCAGCUGCUCUGAGGUCGAGUCUGGUUCUUCCAGGACGUCAGGGCCGGGGACCCAGCCUCUGCGUGUCUCCAGCUGUUCCCGGGUUAGCUACUGCGUGAUAUUUGGGCAUGCUGAAAAAUACCAGAUUUCAGGCACUAUGUGGUCCGAGGCCCUGAGAUGACUCCCUACGAAGGUGGCUAUUAUCAUGGAAAACUAAUUUUUCCCAGAGAAUUUCCUUUUAAACCUCCUAGUAUUUAUAUGAUAACUCCCAAUGGAAGAUUUAAGUGCAACACGAGGCUGUGUCUCUCCAUCACGGAUUUCCACCCAGACACGUGGAACCCGGCCUGGUCCGUCUCCACCAUCCUGACGGGGCUCCUGAGCUUCAUGGUGGAGAAGGGCCCCACCCUGGGCAGCAUUGAGACGUCGGACUUCACAAAAAGACAACUGGCUGCACAAAGCUUAGUGUUUAAUUUAAAAGACAAAGUAUUUUGUGAAUUGUUUCCGGAAGUCGUGGAGGAAAUUAAGCAAAAGCAGAGAGCACAGGACGAACUCGGUAGCAGACCCCAGGCUCUGCCCUUACCAGACGUGGUUCCAGACGGGGAGACGCACCACGGCCAGAACGGGCUUCCGCUCCUCAACGGGCACGCGCCGGGGGCUGGGCCGCACCUCGCGGGGCUCCAGCAGGCCAACCGGCACCACGGACUCCUGGGCGGUGCCCUGGCGAACUUGUUUGUUAUAGUUGGGUUUGCGGCCUUCGCCUACACGGUCAAGUACGUGCUGAGAAGCAUAGCGCAGGAGUGAGCCACCGCCACGACCAGCAGAGGUGGUCGGAAACGAGGGACGCUGGGCCCGAGCUCGACGCGGGCUGGCUGGACGUGCCGCCGAGCACCGGGCGGGCCUGCCUGACUCCUGGGGUUAGCUUUUUAAAAACCUUCAAAAGGAAAACAAAAACCAAAGUGUGUAGUUGGAUUUGGAGGAGACGUGAGACUCCCAGCCCCCAUUCUGCCCUGGCGUCCGUCGGGGGCUGUGAGGCUCCAUGUCCACGAGAGGGCCUCACGCUUUGGUUUUAUAGCUUAUCUCCUGAAUUGUCUUUUGGACCUAUUUUAGUAACCUGUUUUUCAUUUUAUUAGAUUUGGUCACUGAAAAAUAUAAAACUCGAUGCCUAUCCAACACUCUGCGUGCGUUCUUAGUGUGGAGCUCUGAGUCGGCAGGCAGUGCCAGGGGCCCGGCAGGGUGGCCCGGGGCCCGCUGGCCGGGGACGGCCAUGGGUGGGUCAGGGGAUUGGGCUUCGGCAUUUGUGUUCACUUAGAAGGAAGAAGGUUCCUCCUGGGAAAAAGCACGUGUGCUCUGUUUUGCUGAAGUUGAGAAUCUGCUUCCUUUCUGACAACAGGCUGGCACCGGGGCUGAGCUGUGCGUCCUGCGCGGUCGCGCUGCCGGCUUCCUCUCACCCCCAUGGCUUCUUGCGGGCUCCCACUGGCUGCGCUAAUGGAAGGAGGAGACCUCCCAGCGGGCGCCUGGGUCCCACCCGCCGGGCGGGCUCUGCACACGUGGGGCUUCCCACACACGUGGUCCAGCUCUUUGGUUUGCCCCGGAGACAGGCUCACACAUUCCCUUUCACAGCGGAUCCGUGGCCGGUUCUUAGAGGCUGGCCGCCCGGGAAGAACACCCGGGUUCAGGAGCAGCGCCGGUGGGCGCCGUCUCAGACCUGGGGCCUGCGCCUCCUGAAUCGCCGACGUCUCCCUGUUCUCGUCUCUGCUAAUGACGUCCCUGCACGGUGUUAGGCGCCGUGUCCGGGUGCCACCGCACGACACCCUGUGACCUCACUCCAGAGGCCGGCAGGGAAGCCGCGUGCAGCCCGGCGUUGGUGCAUCUUUGACGUUCUUUGUUCUUCGAUCAACUUAUUUAAAAUUGCUCUUUGAUUUACCGCUUGUGUGUAUUCAACACGCUCUUGUGAAAAAGAGUCUUUCAUUUUGUCUUUGUUCCUAAAUUUUGUGCUCUUGGGGCCUGUAUACCACAGGUCCCUCUCUGCCCAGUACUGGGUAGCCCGUGGGCAGCUGGGUGUCCACCCGGUGGACCCCGGUGGCGGGGUGGUGCUGUGCUGCUGGGCCCGGGUCCCGAUGGGUGCGGCUUUGCCAGGCCUCCCUCCGUCCACUGCCGGCCCGAGGGUGCGUCUGUGGAGCUUGGUGCCCCUUCCGGACGCGCCGUGUUUCCUGAGGUUCUUCGGAGGCGGAAUGUUUGGGAAUUAGAAAUUACUUGACACGUGUUUUUUCUUUUCUGUGUGUGAAAUCUCAACUUCUAAAAACCAGUCAGCGGUGGGAGCAGAUCUGUGCUGUACAGAGGCUCCCACUGGCGCCCGUGGCGGCUUGCUGUCUGAUGUGACCCCCAAAUAAAAGAUGACCUUGU